CUCGACUCGCCCUCGACUCGGACACGACGCAUACCAGCAACGAGGAGCUUAGCGCAAGCUAAUCCACCACCAUGGCGCUUCCUCGCUUACUCUUCCCCUUCCCGACGCGGACGCCAUCAUGGUUUGCAGGCCACAUGGCCCGCUCUCUCCGCGAGCUUCCUGCGCUGCUCGAUGAAGUCGACCUGGUCCUCGAAGCACGCGACUCGCGCCUACCUCUGACCAGCGUCAAUCCGGCUUUUGACGCCGUUCUAGAACGUGCAUGGGGUCACAGUGGGAGCGGACCAGACCGCAAAGGCAAAGGCAAGGAGAAAAUUGUCGUCUACACCAAACGCGAUCUCGCCGAGCAGCGUUACGAAGCGCCCUUGAAAGACGCGUUCUGGAGGCAAGCCCGACAAAGAGUUCUUUUCGUGGACAGCCGCCAAGACUCGGACGUGCGUGAGGUCCUGCGGCGAGCGGCGCAAACAGCUCGUGAUCAUGGCGACACUUUAACCGACUUGAAGGUUCUCGUCGUUGGCAUGCCUAACGUGGGCAAGUCAUCGCUCCUCAAUGCCCUUCGCCGCGUGGGAGUACGCAAAGGCAAGGCGUUUAUGACUGGCGCAGAGCCUGGCGUUACCCGCCGUCUGACUGGCACGGUCAAGAUCCAGCAGGAGCCCCCAAUCUACGUCUAUGACACGCCCGGAGUCAUGGUCCCAUACCUUGGGCACAGCGAAGUGGGAUCUGAACGGGGCCUCAAGCUGGCUUUGACAGCUGGAAUCAAGGAGGGUCUGUUCGAGCCGGAUGCGAUUGCCGACUAUCUGCUCUACAAGCUCAACCUUCGUCUGGGUGCGGAAGAGUAUCUCGGCGUCGAGGAAGCAGCACGGCAUGCUUGUUACAGCGCUGGCCUUCCCUUACCGGCAGACUUUGCCCGUACCGACUCGCUUAUGGACUUUCUCGACGCGCUGGCCUUCCGGCUAGGCGCUCUGCGGAAAGGAGGAGAGCGGGACCUUGAAGCCGCCAUGACCUUCCUCCUUCGGGCGUUCAGAGAGGGCAAGCUUGGCCGGUGGACGCUCGACGACGUCGAUGGUGCCGAAGCCGAGUUCAUCGCCAAAGCUAGCCCCAAGGACGAAUCCCAGCAGAUGCUUGCCUCCACGGUGUUACAUUCCGAACUUGGCCUCGUUGGCUCGGCACCGCCUGCCGAUCCUGCGGUAUCUACUGAAGCUCGCAGCCUGUCGUUGUCUUCUCGUGUGUCGCAAACAGUCGCAGCGUUCCUGAAGACAUCUGAGCACGAGCGAGCAGACGCCGAGGCGGGUCGAAAUCUCUCAGGCAAUCAGCAAAAGAAGGCUGUAUUAAGAGCAAAAGCAGACCACCGUCUCGCCAAAGCCAAGGCCCUCGGACUUGACAAAAAGCCCAAGGGUUAUCAAGGACGGCGCCCGCGCCGCGGAUGAGUGGUGGAGCUGCGUUCUGGGACUGAUGCCAUGGCGGUAGUG
Messenger RNA from Vanrija pseudolonga, 1466 nucleotides. It is a transcript of the gene mtg1, whose product is annotated as Mitochondrial ribosome-associated GTPase 1. Gene Ontology annotation, molecular function: GTPase activity; GTP binding. Gene Ontology annotation, cellular component: mitochondrion. NCBI's taxonomy places the organism in Eukaryota, Fungi, Basidiomycota, Tremellomycetes, Trichosporonales, Trichosporonaceae. Gene Ontology annotation, biological process: mitochondrial translation. The transcript is spliced from 4 exons. The record is from RefSeq and is a predicted model, not a curated record. The coding region runs from base 72 to 1424 and encodes 450 amino acids.